Cladophialophora carrionii CBS 160.54 is the source of this 801-nucleotide messenger RNA. RefSeq lists its product as uncharacterized. The transcript has a single exon. NCBI's taxonomy places the organism in Eukaryota, Fungi, Ascomycota, Eurotiomycetes, Chaetothyriales, Herpotrichiellaceae. Bases 1 to 801 code for a protein of 266 amino acids. The record is from RefSeq and is a predicted model, not a curated record.
AUGGCAUUACUUUGGGCACCGAACUUCUUCUACGUGACUGCUUCCAUCCUGAUCAGCUCAGCCAUCAUCACAUACCUCCUCAAGUUCAUCCGACUAGACAUCCGACCUUUCAUGUCGACGAAACCCGGCAAAAUCGUCGAAUCGACCGCAACAAAAGUCUGCGAACGGAUGCUUAACGUGCUUGCUGUCUCAGACCCGCUCACUCCCCCAACUAGCCCUAUUACCAAAUCCUCCCGCGGCUACCUCGAAACUCUCCCUCUACGCCGCGGCUCCCGCCCCGAGAUCGAGGGCAUCAGCAGCCCCAUCCAGAGGACUCAAGUCCCGCCUUGGGAGCAGAAGGACGUGCAAGACCGCCUGCGGAACCUGAUCAUCGAGAUCCCAGAGAAGUACCCUCAGUCAACAUACCUGGGUCGGUCGACAUUCGAGCCUGCUUCCCCGACUUCACUGUACGCCCGACAUCGCGCGUUCAACGAGACGAAGUACUACGGCGAGAUCAUCAGCGCGAACACAGAAGAUGGAUUCAUCCACGCGAGUCUCCAUCCGAGUGACGUCAAGUUGGUAAUUGAGAAGGGUUGGGGCCAGAGACACCCUCUGUCCGGCCGUCUUACCGCUCGACUGACGGGACUCGUGGAUGGGAAUCAGCCCAGCCCGGUUGCGGGGUCCAAGGUAUUGCUCUAUGCGCCGAGAAAUAACGAGGACCUGGAGGUCAUCGGCCAGAUUCUUACCGCUGCUGUUUGGUGGGUCGGCGGGAUUGAUAACCGGUUUGAUAAUGAACAGGUUGUGGGUAGCACUGAGUGGUGA